Rattus rattus (black rat) is the source of this 4693-nucleotide messenger RNA. RefSeq names its product tachykinin receptor 1 (gene Tacr1). Bases 626 to 1849 code for a protein of 407 amino acids. Gene Ontology annotation, cellular component: plasma membrane; sperm midpiece. Gene Ontology annotation, biological process: positive regulation of flagellated sperm motility; G protein-coupled receptor signaling pathway. The record is from RefSeq and is a predicted model, not a curated record. The transcript is spliced from 5 exons. NCBI's taxonomy places the organism in Eukaryota, Metazoa, Chordata, Mammalia, Rodentia, Muridae. Gene Ontology annotation, molecular function: substance P receptor activity.
UGCAGCGGGUUAUAAAAGCCUAGUGCGCACCCUGCCAAGGCUCUGCUAACUCCUGAGCCCAGAAGGACCAAGACCGAGAAGCUGCGGGUGACAGUAGAGGCUUCAAGCGAAGCAAAGAAAAAGGGAGCUCACCAGCUGGAUGCGGACCUCAGAACCCGGCCAGAGGACCAGAACUUUUGCAAGCAGCACUGCACUGCGAGCAGCCCUUCUUAUCCCUCGAGCACCCACCCAGCACCCAGCUUUGCCUUUCCCGCCGCACGUAUGUUAGUGGGAGUUGCUAGCAGCAGCAGGUGCAGAAAGGCGGGUUCUCUUGCCUUCUGGAACUGUGUGGCGUGCAGCUGCUUUAACGCAAACAAGAGCCUAGCUUGAAAGUGGAGGAAUUUAGAGCGACCAGGCAAAGAGCCUACACAGGAGAAGCAUUGCUCUUGUGAGCAAGUCUCCUGCUAACCAGGACUGAGUUCUGCCCAGGAAACUUCCCACUUCCUGUGUGACAGAACCUCAGGCCUCAGCCAUCUGCAACAGGGUCCUGCAGCAAGGAGGUGUGUGUGUGUGUGUGUGUGUGUGUGUGUGUGUGUGUGUGUGUGUGUGUGUGUGUACCUUUGUGUGUGUUGGUGAUUGCCCCAAAAUGGAUAACGUCCUUCCUAUGGACUCUGAUCUCUUCCCCAACAUCUCCACCAACACCUCUGAGUCUAACCAGUUCGUGCAGCCUACCUGGCAAAUCGUCCUUUGGGCGGCUGCCUACACGGUCAUCGUGGUGACUUCCGUGGUGGGCAACGUAGUGGUGAUAUGGAUCAUUUUGGCCCACAAGAGAAUGAGGACAGUGACCAAUUAUUUCCUGGUGAACCUGGCCUUCGCUGAGGCCUGCAUGGCUGCAUUCAAUACGGUGGUGAACUUCACCUACGCAGUCCACAAUGUGUGGUACUACGGCCUCUUCUACUGCAAGUUUCACAACUUCUUCCCCAUUGCUGCUCUCUUCGCCAGUAUCUACUCCAUGACAGCCGUGGCCUUCGACAGAUACAUGGCCAUCAUCCACCCUCUCCAGCCCCGGCUCUCAGCCACGGCUACCAAAGUGGUCAUCUUUGUCAUCUGGGUCCUGGCUCUCCUGCUGGCCUUUCCACAAGGCUACUACUCCACCACAGAGACCAUGCCCAGCAGAGUCGUGUGCAUGAUCGAGUGGCCAGAGCAUCCCAACAGGACUUAUGAGAAAGCGUACCACAUCUGCGUGACUGUACUGAUCUACUUCCUGCCUCUACUGGUGAUCGGCUACGCGUACACUGUGGUGGGGAUUACACUGUGGGCCAGUGAGAUCCCUGGUGACUCCUCUGACCGCUACCAUGAGCAAGUCUCUGCCAAGCGCAAGGUGGUCAAAAUGAUGAUCGUGGUUGUGUGUACCUUCGCCAUCUGCUGGCUGCCCUUCCACGUCUUCUUCCUCCUGCCCUACAUCAACCCAGAUCUCUACCUGAAGAAGUUCAUCCAGCAGGUCUACCUGGCCAGCAUGUGGCUGGCCAUGAGUUCUACCAUGUACAACCCCAUCAUCUACUGUUGCCUCAACGACAGGUUCCGUCUGGGCUUCAAGCACGCCUUUCGCUGCUGCCCCUUCAUCAGUGCUGGUGAUUAUGAGGGGCUGGAAAUGAAAUCCACCCGAUACCUCCAGACGCAGAGCAGCGUGUACAAGGUCAGCCGCCUGGAGACCACCGUCUCCACUGUGGUGGGAGCCCAUGAAGAGGAGCCCGAGGAAGGCCCCAAGGCCACACCCUCAUCCUUGGAUCUCACCUCCAACGGCUCCUCUCGCAGCAACUCCAAGACCAUGACAGAAAGCUCCAGCUUCUACUCUAACAUGCUGGCCUAGGCAUAUUUCCAAGGCAUGGCCUCUAACCCAUCUUGUGUUGUUUAUUCAUGGAAGCCUUUGAUUUGGACUUUGUUGGAAAUACCCUAGCACUGGGGCCUUUGGGGAAGGGUCACAAUGGUUUAAGGAAAAUGUUCCAUGCUGUAUGCAAUCUGGAUUCCUUCCUGUCUUUGUCAACCAUCCUCCAUGCUGGUGACCCAAGGCAGACUAGUAAACUUCUAUAAAGUGAGAAGGCCAUCCUUGCUUUCCCCUGCAGCCAUCCCAUGAUUCCUGAAAUGACUUCAUCUGCAUGCAAGGUGCUUAUCUGGGGAGGAAUUCUGCAAGGCACCUGACCUAUUUGUCUGGAGCGUCUGUCUUUCUUCAGCGAAGUCAGUCUCAGCCAUUCGUGGACUAGCUCACACCACUCCAGCCUUCCACAGGACAGUGUGAGCAAAAGAAGGUGCCACCUAAACUGCAAUGAAAGCUCUACCCCCACCUAAGCACACGUGAAGAGAGGACACCAGCCAUUGUGACACGCCGAUGUUUCAGUCCAUUCAAACAUCACGGGCUUGACAAUACUGGAUUCUUCUGCAUUGUGUCCCCAGUGCAACCAACACGGACUGAAUACAUCUACACAGGCCAGCUGAUGUUCUAACCAAGAGUCAGGAGAUCCCUGCCAGGCUAUCUGAGCUUCUUUUCCUUCUUUGCAAAGCAUCAGAACUGAACCAAAUACUCUUAAGUGUUCCUUUGAAUCUCAGUGUUCCCUGGUUUAAUGGUGUAUAUAGUUCAUUUUACCUCUCCCUCUCCCUCUCCCUCUCCCUCUCCCUCCCCCCCUAUCUCUCCCCCCUCUCUCCCUCUCUCUCCCCCCUCCCUCCCUCUCUCUCUCUCUCUCUCUCUCUCUCUCUCUCUCUCUCUCUCUCUCUCUCUCUCUCUCUCUCACACACACACACAAACACACACUUUUAAAAAAAGCAAUGGCAGCCUCAAAAAUACCAGGGGUGUCAAUACUUAGAGAUGGGUGUGUAUAAAUAUCCCCCCAUUGAUCCAAAAGGCCUGCUUCAAAAUUUCCUUCUCCAGGAAGUUUCUCCUCUUUGACAGAGCAGAGAACUUCACAGGAAAACUUGAUGUCUCCAGCAGGCUGCAUCCCAGCGCUGAGAGCAGCACUGAGGAGGACAAGUGUGUGGACUUCCUGCUCUGGCUGUUUGCGUCUUUGUGCAUGUUCUUCACUUUUUGCUGCACACAGUGGAGAGUAGGGAGGCUGUCCUCCAGAGCUACACUCCUGGAAAGAGGAGCCUUGCGUCUUCUCUUCAGACUCUGAACCUUGCCCUCCUGCUCCGCUUUGCCGAUCUCUGUCUAUAAGAAGUUAAAGGAUCCACCAAUCCGAAAGGACACUUAGUCUGCCAAGAGCCAAGAACUGAAACUUCUCAUUCUGAUACAGCUUCAGGGUCCCCGCAGGUGAGCAUGCUGUUCCUUUCUGUCUCAGAUGUGACUGGAAGUGAAAGCUUCAUGUGACAUCCGUGAGCAUCCUCAUGGUUCAGGUAAUUGGAUGCACAAAAGCUCUGUCCAUCGUGUCAGAAAAAACAAGGCCACCACCACCAGGAUUUAUAAAUUCUGCCAGCCUUGUUGAAUCAAACCUUUUGAGGACAUCAGCAUACCUGGAGAAGGCAAGGUUUAUACAGAAGUAAUAUAAACCAGAAAAAAAGAAAAGGAAAAGAAACAAGAACCAUAUUCUGCAGAGGAUUAUGGAAAAGUUUAAUAAACUAAGUAAGGGCUGCUGAAUGAGAACCUAUCAGUUGAAAAUAAAGUGUAGGAACAACAAAAGCCAAUGCCCAGAUUUUAUAUUAUACUUCCAAUAAGAAUCUUGCUAUGUGCAGAUGUAAAGAAAUGUGGCUAUGAAAAGUAGCCAAGAAGAAGACACACAGCAUCUUAUCUACAGAAGAGAAGGUUAGGGUAAAGUUCGCAAGGAUGUAUGGAGUGUCUGCUCUGGACUUUGCCUAAACUGAGGACACACAGCUCCUUCCACCCUGAGGAGAUUCCUAUGCCUGACGUUCCUGAGGCACCAGUCCUGGUGAAGCCAGCCUGCUCACCAGGCAUGGAGGCAUUGAGAAGCAGAUUCUUCCUAGGAUUUUAAAAGCUGACUUUCAACUUGGGGACUCAAGCCAAGGGGUGGGGCUUUCAGAGAACCUUUGCAAUGGCAGUUCUCUGAGGUAACUCUGAAGGGAGACGCCAGUCAGCCCAGGGUCCCUAAAGGACUGAGAUGAGAAAUUCUGUUCCAUGUGUAGUGUGAGGGAAGACAAGGUGGCCCGGGCUUCAUGGAUAUGCUGAAGCAUCCCUCAGAGAGGACCAGAAAGCUCCCCACCACCCCUGCCCCAAAGACCAUUUAACUUGUAGUGAUGUUGUCAAUUCCAAUUUGUGAGAACACUGUGAUUUGUGCUCUGUGCUUGGGUCUCUUAUUGAAAUGUGUUCGUGUUUAUCUCCUGAGUUUUCUUGAUGGACCCUCCACUAUCUAUAGGCUGGGAGAUACCAUGGGGCCAUCCUUCCUGCAUCACCUCCAACCUGUGGGAUCCCAGUGCCAUGGUUCCUGUUAGGCACGUCCUUCUCCUGCCACUGCUCUUGCCUGGAGAGGAGCUCUGAGGUCUGCCCCACACUCAAUGAAACUGAAGGCUGUGGGAGGACCUUUAUAGAAGGAACACCCUUAGCCCUUCAGCAGAAUGCUGAGACAUGGGGCUGAGUGGAGUUCUGGGAAAGGAGAGGGCACGGGAGAAAAGAGUGUCUGUAGAAAGGAGUCAUUCCUGGGGCAUCUGUGUUUGAGGCCUGGGAUCCUGGAAAGAAAAUCUCAUGCAAAUAAAGUAUGCUUUGGCUAUCUCA